Messenger RNA from Rhinichthys klamathensis goyatoka, 11682 nucleotides. RefSeq lists its product as uncharacterized. The transcript is spliced from 16 exons. The record is from RefSeq and is a predicted model, not a curated record. Bases 258 to 10961 code for a protein of 3567 amino acids. Lineage: Eukaryota; Metazoa; Chordata; Actinopteri; Cypriniformes; Leuciscidae.
GAUAUAUUUAUUUUGGGGGGGAUCCGUCCUCAGUUUAGUCCAUUUCCGCUCUACAUAGGUGUUCUUCCUGGUUGUUGAAUCCUAUGUGAAAGUAGCAACAUUUCGGCCAUGAGCAAGUUCCAGUAGAAUGCACGCGACGAUUGGAAAAAUCGCUCGAUAGCGUUAAAUCUAUGUAACGUUAGAAGCGCGCGCGCGCUCUUUUUGCUUUCAACGCAUCUCAUUUUGCGCUGGAGGUUCCAUGCAAUGCAAUAUUCAUUAUGAUUAAGUCCAAAAUGCCCGAAUGCUGUGCCGCAGCAAACUGCAAGCAGAGUGCGGACCAGUCCAACGUUUCCUUCUUUAGUUUCCCGCUGGAUCCUGAUCGAUGUAAACAAUGGGUGGGUAACUGCCACAGACCAGAUCUGGAGACCAAAACAGCUGAAGAUUUACACAGGAACUAUAAAUUGUGCUCAAAACAUUUUGAGACAGCAAUGAUAUGUCAGCAAAGCGAUCUUAAGUCUGUUUUGAAGGAUGAUGCCAUUCCUACUAUAUUUGAUUUUGCAUCUAACCAGGACAAUGCACAAACUAGCAACAGAAAAAGGACAAGGGAGAAAACAGGAGAUGGGCCAAUUGUCACAAAGAAAACUAAAGGUGCCACUGAUAACUCAAACCCCUCUGUGACAGAGGUGGAAGUUAAAGUUGAGAGUGACUCAGCAGAGAACAUUGAAGCUCAAAAUCCUCCUGCACAUGAUGAAUCAGAGGAGGAUCCUGCUAUUUCCAAAGCGAAGGAAACUUUGAAAGACUACUUCAAAGAGACAUUAGCCUUCACUGGUUUCAGCAUCGCCAACAAUGCAUCUCUUAACUCUGUUAAGCCUUUGGGUAAUGACCCAGCUGGGCCGCUUUCAGUCAAUACCAUAUGUGCAGAGAAGAUCGACCAAAAAGAAGUGCUCAACUUAGGUGAAGAUGUGAUGCGUGAGGAGAUCCGCAAUAGCCUGCGCCUUGCACGCUUCUUUUCCAUACUUCUCCAAGACAAAAUAAACAUUGAGGGCAAGGAUCAGAUUCCUUUGUUUAUCCGCUCUGUCACAGGUGAAGGCUUCCCACAGAAACACCUCAUGGGAUUCCUUCCCUGUGAUGUCGACUCUGACAGUCUGUUCCUAAUGCUUAUAUCCGAGGUCCGCAACAAGUGGGGCCUUCGGAUGGAGCACUGCCGUGGCUUCACCUACCUGUCAUCAGGUAGCAUGUGUCAGAAGCUGAAGGAUCUCGCCUGCAGGAUGUUGCGGGAUUUUCCACAGGUAGUUUUGUCCCCCAGUGAGCCCUACGCCUUCAACAUGUGGUUGAUUCGCUCCAUGCCUAUCCUUCCAAUUCAAGAUGUUGUUGAUACUGUAGAGCAGGUCGCUGCCGUUAUUAGGCAAUCAGAAACUCUGGCGAAGAAACUUGAUACCAAGAUCACCGCUUCAUACAGUCACAUCAAAGGUGAGGUGGACCGAGUCAAGGAUUCUUGCCAGAACCAUUGGGAAUAUGGCACCGAUGCUUUCCAGACAAUGCUUGAUAUCUUGGAGCCGCUUUUGAGCAGCAUUGGAGAGAUGUGCACCAGUGCCCUUUCAGAUGUGGAUGCAGACACCGUUGAAGUGCUUCUAAAGCUGAAAGAGAAACUGAAGAACUUUAAUUUCAUCAUUACUCUUGUGGUCUUAAAAAACACUCUGUGUUGUGUAAGCAUCCUGAACCCCAGCCUCAGGGGAAUAAUCAGCAUCAGCAGCACUUUACAGUACACCAUCUCAAACGCCUUAAAGCUUCUCACCAAACACAUGCAGGAGAUUGACAUUUUUCACAGGAAGUGGUUCUCCGAUGCAUUGGGCAGAGCCAAGAAGUUGGGGGUGUCUGUCAAUUUGCCAGUGGAGAUGGUGACAAAUGGGGAUGGCACGGAGAAACCACAAGUAUCAUUGGAGGAUUACUACAGGGAAGCACUGAGCAAGAAGGUUUUGCAAUACCUUGUUGAUGAAGUCAAACGAGUCCUUGGCACUGAAAUGGCAAGAAUCCUCAGAUGGUUGUCAUUGGUGCCCUCAUAUAUGGCUGACCACAAUUUUAGCAUCCGCAAAGACAAAGUUGCUGAUGCUAACCUGAAUAACUUGGCUCGUCCUGACUCCUUUUAUGAUGAGCUGGGCUGUUGGGAAGUGAAAUGGAGGCAUGCUAGCAAGCGAAGGAUUCUUCCAACUAGUGUGUUUGCGACCCUCAAGAUCCCAGAUAUAGGCUUUUACCCAAAUGUACAGAGCCUGUUGAGAGUGCUGGGCACCAUCCCUUGUGUCCACGCAGAUUCAGAUGUGUAUGGGCAGUACGACAUGGUGCUGGACCGGUAUCACACCUACAUGAAAGAAGUACCAGUGGAAAAAAGACUGAGCAAUAUGGCCUUUGUUUAUGUCAAUCAAGAUGUCCACUUUAGCAUUGAGGAAAUGGUUGAGGCGUAUGUAAAGAAAUAUCCAGAAAUCCUGCAGCUAUUACAGGAGGAUGAUGUAAUGGAAGUGCAACCAUCAGUUCCAGAAACCAGUACAAAUGACGCUUCUAAAGAAGAUGCGGAAGAACAAAGAGAGAUGACUUUAAAUAUGGACGUUGAGAGACCGAAACCACCCGAGUGUGCAGAAACUGAUAAAGAGGCAUUAAAAUCUGCAUUACAGGCUGCUGUCACUGCAGCAUAUAGCAGGCAAAGCAGACACACUCAGGGUGAUCAAGAUCAAGAAGUAGAAUAUGUGACCAAAUCUGAGAUGAAUGAAGUCCUUAAAGUGUGUGAGGAUGUUGUUAGGGAUAGGAUUCUUUCAGAGGUCAGAAAUUCAUUCUUCUCCCUGUUUAUCGACAGAGUUGUCAGAUUUGGAGAGACUGACUACUUACCCAUCUUCCUCAGAUUUGUUGACAGUUUCGAUGUCAUGCGCCUUGAGCUUAUGGGAUUUGUCGAGGUUACUCUUGACACUGAGGCCAUUUGCGAACGACUUUAUGAUGUUGUCACCAAUGAGUGGAGUCUGGAUUUAAGCUACUGCAGAGGUCAAGCUUACCUUGGCUCUGGUGAAGUGUCCUACAAGCUCAAGGCUUUUGCUUGUAAAAUACAGGAGAAGUAUCCUCUUGCUAUAUGCACACAUUGCUCAUGUUACUCUUUCAAUACCUGGUGGUCAAGGUCAGUUCCAGUAGCUGCAGUCAUCAGAGCCAUAGACACAUUAGAGGAGAUAGUGUCUUUUUUUCACAGCAUGCCUGCCCUUGAGAAACAGUUAGAUCAAGUCUUAGCCAUAGGCCUAAGAGAGAGCUAUGAGAAAAUCCAUGAGCUUCAAGGAAAAUUCUGCUCCUCUUGGCUUGAAAAGCAUGACUCUUACGAAGUCUUCGCUCAGAUUCUGGAGCCUCUGGCAGAUUGGCUAGAAAAUAUUGACAACUGUCAACCACAAAGAUGGAGUUUGGCAGUAUCCAACAGAGCCAAAAGACUACUUCAGUUAAUUCGGGACUUUGACUUCAUUGUGGCAAUCGUUGCGUUAAAGAAUGCCUCAUCCUUCACCAGAGAACUAAGUGCAGCGCUACAGAAAGACCAUUUUAGUGCUGCCUCGCAGCUCAGCCAGAUCAGUGGUAUUGUGGCCACACUUAACCGAGUGAAGACCAACAUCAAGGUUUUCCAUCAGAACUGGUUUGAUGAAGCUUGUUGUUUUGCUCAGAAUCUGGGUGUGCAGGUUAAAGUGCCUGAUAGUGUGAUUGUUCCAAGGGACAGCCUCUUGAAACCAGGUUCAUACUACAAAGAUGCAAUGAGUGUCCCUUUAGUUGACCACCUGAUAAACAUGGUGAAAGAUUAUUUCUCUGAUGACCACAAGGAGGCUCUCAACUUAUUGUCCUUGGUCCCAUGCUCUGUGACAAUGAGCUAUGUUUUUGAAACGCUUAAGUCAAAACCUCCAUUGUACAUUGGUGACCUUCCAGAUCCUGACAAUUUCUUCACAGAGCUGAGCUGCUGGAAAGUGAAGUGGAAAACGAAAGUGGUUAGUGUAACCAUACCAGAGACCAUUUUUCAGACUCUGCGUCUACCCCUUAUGCAGUACUUUGCAAACAUCAAUACGUUGCUGAAGAUUAUGUGUGUGUUGCCAAGCACAGCCUUGGAAUAUUGUGGUGAGGUGAAGCGGCAUAAAAUGUAUCAAAACUACUUGAGCAACACCUCACCCAUGGAUAGAUUGCCCUGUUUAGCCAUGCUUCAGAUCGGCACUGACUUUAACAGAGACCUGGACAGAAUGGUUGCUCAGUGCUUAAAGCUUACUCCUAAGACGCUGGAGGGCAUUUGCCUGGACAAAGAAUCCAAAACCCUAGGAAGGACUGCUGAAAUAAAAACAGAAGAUGACAUCCACAUGGAUGAAGUAGAGAACAGGGACACUCUGCAGGACAAAGACUCCAGAACACUAGUGGUGAAUUCUGAGAUAACAGAAGCAGAUAUCCACAAAGAGGGAACAGAGAGCAUAGAGACUCAGCAGCAGUCUGAAAACGUAGUAGUAGUUGCUGAGGACCAGCAUGUAAAUGUUAAAGAUGUGGAGCAGGUUGUGGAUGAGAAUGGACGUUCUGAUGAACCAACAGAUAACAUAAGGAACUGUGAAGAAGUCUUCAAACAGGCAGCCAUACUUGCAAGGAGAAACUGCUCGUGGAUCGACCUUAACAAACCAGAGCAAGAUACUGUUGUACAGAAACUUGCCUCAUGUCAUUGGGUACAGAAAGAAGGGACAUCAUUUUUAGAAGGGGAAAUGCUACAAAGUAUUGUGAAGGCCAUACGAGAAACAAUCCUCACUGAAGUUCAGGACUCUCCUUUCUUUUCCAUCAUCACUGAUAGAGCAAUCUCAGUGGGCGCGGCAAAGUUCCUACCACUCUUUGUUAGAUAUGUAAAUGACUGCAUUCCUAAAGUGGAGCUCAUAGGUUUUCUGCCCUUUGAUGAAAGCUCUGAUCUGGAUUUACAAGCUAAAACUCUUUCAACCACACUUGAGGAUGAGUGGGGACUUCAGAUGGGCUGCUGUCGUGGCCAGUCCAUCAUGUGCAUUGGUACGGGGAGCCAAAGUCUCAGGAAGAUGGCUUUGGGCUUUUUAGAGAGCUAUCCGUUAGCUGUGAACACUCCCAGUGAGUCUUGUGGACUUGCCUACUGGCUAGCUUUAAGCCUACAGAAUGCCUACAUUACAAAGGUUUUAGAGACCUCUGAGGAUCUGCUACAGUUUUUUGACCAGUCACCCAAAUUAGAGAGUGAGCUUGCCAAAACCAUGGAUGGGCUUCUGAAUACCCCACGGGAAGCACUUGCAGAGAUCCCAGAGACCUGCUUGUCUAGAUGGAAAAAGAGGGAAGACUUUUUCGAUAUUCUGGUGGACAUGCUAGAGGGAGCUCUGAACUGCUUAGAUUCUGUGAGCACCAACUCCAGUGGGUCAUGGAGUAGUAGCAUGUCACUGCAUUCUCAGGCCCUGUGCACAGCUAUUAGACAGGUCGAUUUUGUCAUUCCCUUAGUGAUCUUGAAGAACGCCUGCGCUCCCUUGAGGAACUGCAGCACUGUGUUUCGCUGCGGAAACCCUGCUGACAUUAUUUGUGAGCUUGAGAAGAUUAUGCCAAUAAUAGAUUCUCUUAGCAAAAUGUUGGACAAUGUGAGGGCAGUACAUUCUACCUGGUUUGAGGAGGCUGUGGAGCUUUCAACUAAGGUUACAGGAUUGCUGUCAUAUGCGGAAUCUGUUAGUAGCUAUGAUUCACCUGAAGCGUUCUACAUGGAAACAGUUAGCUUACCAGUUCUAAAUGGUUUGAUUGAAGAAAUGAAGUUUAACUUCUCAGAGAAUCACCUAAAAGCCCUGAAAGUGUUGUCCCUUCUGCCAACGUGCAACCCUCUUCCCAUUCUCCCAGAAUCCACAGAUAAACUGCACACAAUAUACCUGAGUGAUCUCCCUGAGCCAGAAACAGUUGAAGAAGACAUAAACACCUGGGCCACAGUAUGGAGGGAGAAAUAUCAAGAUGUUUGUCCUCCCACCUCCAUCUCUGAGACUUUGCUCCAUAAUGAAGCCAAAAACCUUCCAAACAUUGCUACCCUUCUUAAGCUUGUGGCUGUGUUGCCUAGCAUUAGCAUGGAGUGUGAUCUAAUGAAGACAACCCUAAAUGCCUUGAGGACCUUACUUAGAGAUGGCAUCUUCAGCAGAGGCAGCAAGACUGAUGCAGUCAUGCUUCUUAUGCAUCGCCAGACACUACAGAGCCUGGAGGAGGUGAUUGAGAAAUGCGUGGAUGGUGAUCCGGAAAGUCAUCAAUUUCUUGCUCAGGUAAAAGCAAGAGUUAAUCACCUGAGAAUGGAAGGCGAGGUGAUUGCCAUGGCUCCACAGGAGAUGGCUGUGGAUACAAAUGGUUCUGGUUAUCCACAAGAGGCAAAGGAUGCUGGAGUCGAUGUUAAAACUGUUGGUCCUGAGGAAAUUCCAGUAGAAACCAGUGAAAUAGAAAGGGCUGAAGAAAUACACAUCAUAAGUGCACCUGACCAGCCAUCAUCUUUAAUGCUCAUCAGUUCAGACAAAACCACAACUGCAGCUCAAGUCAUCCCUGCUUGCAGCUCUCUGCCGACCAGCACAACUGACCAACCAACAGAAUCUGUCCAUGAUGUAACUGAGCAGUCUAAUGAAGAGCGGCCAGUUAGCAUUGUUCAGUUAGUAUCAGUUGACCAAAGUGAAACUGAGCAACCCAUGGAAGUUGAUCAGUUUGUAGCAACAGAACCAAUUGAAACAGACAAGCCAGCAACAGAGAAACAAAGUGAUUCAUCUAUAAAUGCUCAAGAUGAAGGUUGUCACACAGUAACAGGGUUAGCAGAUGGUCAGUUAAUAUCAGAGGAUCAGACUGAAUCUGUUCAGCUCAGUGCAGUUGAUUACAGUGUAAAUGAUCAGUUGGUGUGCGUAGAUCAAAGCGAAAUUGAUCAAGUCAUGGAAAUUGAUGAGAGUGGAAAUGAUACAUGUGCAGUUGAAGAUCAAGUUGGAAAUGACCGGACAGCAACAGGGGAACAACGUGUAGUUGAGCAGUUGACAGUUAGUCCAGUUGAAACUGAUCAGUCUACAGUAAAAGGGCAGGAUGAAGCUUGUCAGAUAGUUACAGAGAUAGACGAUGAGGGUAAAAUUGGUCAGUUGGUACCAGGGGAUCAAAUUGAAUCUCAUGAAUUUGAAGCUGUUGAUUGCUCUCGAGAUGAACAUUCUGCAGCAUCAGGUCAGGGUGAAACUGAUCAGUCAGUAACCAAAGAUCAGACUGUAAAUUAUCAGUUCAUGUCAGAUGGCCAAUUUGAAAUGGAUCUGUCAGUAGUAGAAAGUCAAGAGGAGGCUGGUCAGAAAGAAACUGGGUUAGCAAAUGAAGGUGAGUUAAUUCCAGGGGAUCAAAGUGAAUCUAAUCAGCUCAUUGUAGUUAAAUCUGGAAAUGAACAAUCCUUAACAGCAGAUCAAAGUGUAACUGGUCAGUCAGAAAUAGUAGAUCCAAGUGUAACUCAACAGUUCAUGGUAGUUGGUCAAGUUGAAAAUGAUCAUUCCGUAGUAGAGGGUCAAGAUGAUGACGCUGCUCGGAUAGAAACCAGGUUUCCAAGUGAAGGUGAAACUAGACAGUUGGUAUCAGGAGAUCAAAGUGGAUCUGAUCAGCUUAUGGUUGUUGACUCUGGAAAUGAACAGUCCUUAACAGCAGAUCAAAGUGUAACAGGUCAGUCAGAAAUAGUAGAUCCAAGUGUAACUCAACAGUUCAUGGUAAUUGGUCAAGUUGAAAAUGAUCAUUCCGUAGUAGAGGGUCAAGAUGAAACUGGUCAAGUUGAAAAUGAUCAUUCCGUAGUAGAGGGUCAAGAUGACACUGCUCAGAUAGAAACCAGGUUUCCAAGUGAAGGUGGAACUAGUCAGUUAGUAUCAGGAGAUCAAAGUGGAUCUGAUCAGCUUAUGGUUGUUGACUCUGGAAAUGAACAGUCCUUAACAGCAGAUCAAAGUGUAACAGGUCAGUCAGAAAUAGUAGAUCCAAGUGUAACUCAACAGUUCAUGGUAAUUGGUCAAGUUGAAAAUGAUCAUUCCGUAGUAGAGGGUCAAGAUGAUGCUGCUCAGAUAGAAACCAGGUUUCCAAGUGAAGGUGGAACUAGUCAGUUAGUAUCAGGAGAUCAAAGUGGAUCCGAUCAGGUCAUGGUAGUUGACUCUGGAAAUGAACAGUCCUUAACAGCAGAUCAAAGUGUAAUGGGUCAGUCAGAAAUAAUUGAUCCAAUUAUAACUCAACAGUUCAUGGUAGUUGGUCAAGUUGAAAAUGAUCAUUCUGUAGUAGAAGGUCAAGAUGAUGCUGCUCAGAUAGAAACCAGGUUUCCAAGUGAAGGUGAAACUAGUCAGUUAGUAUCAGGAGAUCAAAGUGGAUCCGAUCAGCUCAUGGUAGUUGACUCUGGAAAUGAUCCGUCCUUAACAGCAGAUCAAAGUGUAACAGGUCAGUCAGAAAUAGUAGAUGCAAGUGUAACUGAACAGUUCAUAGUGGUCGGUCAAGUUGAAAAUGAUAAUUCUUUAGUAGAGGGUCAAGAUGACACUGCUCAGACAGAAAACGGGUUUCCAAGUGAAGGUGAAAGUAGUCAGUUAGUAUCAGAUCAAAGUAGAUCUGAUCAGCUCAUGGUAGAUGAUGACUCUGGAAAUGAUCAGUCUGGAACUGAAGAUCAAGAUGUAACCUGUCAGUCAGUAACAGAAGAUCAAAGUGUACCUGAUCAGUUCAUAGCAGUUGGUCAAGUUGAGUCAGAUCAGUCUAUAGUUGAUGGUAAAAGUGAAGCCGGUCAGACAGAAAUUGUAUUUCCAAAUGAAGUUGGAACUAGUCAGUUAAUUUUGGGGGAUCAAUGUAGAUCAAUGCAGUUCAUGGUAGUUGACUCUGGAAAGGAUCAGUCUGUAAUAGCAGAUCAAGGUGGAACUGGUCAGUCUAUAUUACCAAAUGAAGUUGGAACUAGUCAGCUAGUUUUGGGUGAACAAUGUGGCUCUGAUCAGCUCAUGGUAGUUGAGUCUGGAAAUGAUCAGUCUGUAACAGCAGACCAAAGUAGAACUGGACAGUCAUCAGCAGAUCAAACUGUAACUGAUGCAUUUGUGGAAGAUGCAACUCAUCAGCCUAUAGUAGAAGAUCAAAGUGGGUCUGGGUUAGCAGAUAAUGUUGGAACUUGGCAGGUAGCAUCAGGGGAACAAAGUGGAACUGAUCAGCUUGUGGCAGAUGUACCCUGUGGAAAUAAUCAGUCUGUAGCAGAACCUCAAGGUGGAACUGUUCUUGCAACUGCAUUGAAUCAAAGUGUACCAGAUCAGUCUGUGGAACUUAGUCAAGUUGGAACUGACCAGAUAGUACCAGGGAAUCAAAGUGAAAUUGAUCAGUUUGGCCCUGACCAGCCUAAAGUAGCUGCAGAAGGUGGCACAAAUCAGUUCAAUUCAGCGGCUCCAGAUGGCUCAGACCAAGAAACUUCGGCAGUACACGUUUGCCUUUAUCAGCCCUCUGCAAUAACUCAGAGUGUUACUGACCGCUGCACACCUGUUUCCCCUGAAGACAUUACCGAUCAUCCCGUAGCAGCAGAAUCAGAAGGCACAGACCAGUCUGAAGUAAUGGCUCAUGAUGGUGCAGACCAAGUAAUUACCCUGGAUGGCACUGGACCUGAAAAAAUUGUUUUUACCCCCUACAAUGCUGAUGCUCGAGAGGAGUUGCUAAAAAAAUUAUGUAACAUAAAAUUCUUUUCCAUAGUCACUGAGGAAGAGUUUGCAAUUGAUGGCCAACUGUACAUCCCUUUAGGAAUACACUACCUUGACAAACAAGACAUUCAGAGUGAAAAUAUUUUAGCAUUUAUCCCCCUUUCCGCAAAUAUUGCUUCAUUUGUGGAUACUCUCACCAUUGUCCUCUCUGAGAAGUGGGGUUUGAACUUGGCACUCUGUAGAAGUCAAACCUUGGCAAGAACAGGUGCCUCACUCUCUCAGAUGACACAGGCUUCAGCUUUGCUUUCCCAGAGACUCCCUCAUGCUUUCAGUUUCCCGAACCCUGUAACUCUGAAGUCUAUGCUAGCCAGUUUGUCCUCCCUGAGAGAGAUAACUCACAGUUUUGAGUGCUUAGAGCAGCUGUUUAUGUGGUUCUCUGAGGAUGUUCAACGACGGGUAAGAUUAGAGGAUGCUGUUGUACAUUUGUUCCAGAAGGACGAAAGGAAAGCCAGUGAGCUGAAAGCCAAGAUCAGCAGCAAUCAAUUGGCAUUGAGUCAUGAGGUUCUGGAAAUUACUACAGACAUUCUAGAGGCCAUCAUCCUUUGCUUGAAUGAGAUGAAAAGAAAACAAGAUAAUGAGGCAACUACAGCACAGGCCCAGAGCUUCCUUUCUGCUGUCCAAAACUUUGAUUUCAUAUUGACAGUUGUGAUUAUGAAGAACAUCUUGAGCCUCACCAAAAACCUAAGUCUGAGUCUUCAGGGAAAUUCCUAUGACGUGUAUCAAGCUGUAAACCGCCUGUCUGAUUUCCUGCCCUCUCUCAGUGAAACGAAGAACAGUAUUGACUUGCACCAUCAAACCUGGUUUCAAGAGGCAGUUGCACUAGCUUCUAAGCUGCAGGUACCGUCACUACAACCACCCUUAAAUGUGCACUACAGAGAGGACCUCAGUAAAGGGGCCAUUGAGCACUAUUUUGCUGAGGUGGAAGGGAUCUCCCAGGAUGUUCUGUCUGCUCUUCGCUGCUUGCAGGUUGUGCCUUAUGUCAUGUCGAACGUGGAGGGAUGCUGCACGGACACUGAGUUUGUCAAGGUGUUUCAAGAUGACUUACCUGACCUACACUCCUUCCACACUGAGCUGCAGAGGUGGAGGGACAGGUGGCAAGAUCCUUCUGCUGCUCAUCAACAUCUACCCGACACUGUUCUUGGAACUCUCAAAGCUUCUGACAUCCAGUUAUUUCCCAACAUUUCAACCAUCCUUAGGCUCCUGGCAGUCCUGCCCUUCUCCAGCAUGCACAGUAGCUUCAGACAGGGAAAGAUGAAAUCUGAGCUGUACCCUCUGUAGUAGGUUUGACUUAACUUCCCCCAAACAAGCUCUCCAUUAGGUUGUCAUACACUGCUGAAACUUCAGAAUGUCCCUCUGUAUUCUCUAAACUGUAGAUCACAUCUGAUUGUAGGUUUCAGUAUGUUUAUUUUAUUACUUAAUAAUUAUGAAUUAGACCUGUACACUUUAAGUAUAAUCACAUAAUGGUUUUAUUGAUGUUUUGUCUUUUUUAUUUUCCUUUUACGUAAGUGGCAUGGAAAAAGAGGACUGCCAAUUGGGACCAAUGUCUUGCCAAAAAAAAAUGAGAAUAGGAUGCCCUUGGGGGGGUGGGGGGCCUUACUGCUUUGUGCCUUUAUGCAAAAACCCUACAUAACUCUGAUUCACGAGACAAAAAGUCUGGAUGGCCGCUUUCAGACCAGACUUUCUGGAAAUUUCCUAAUAUCUUCAGGAACUUUUAAAGACUUCAAAUCAUGAAAAUCCUCUGAGAUGCAUUAGGGGGUUAAGAAAAUCAUGUUUUAUCACAAUAAAUUAUGAUGGUUGUGUUAUACUGUCAAAAUGUCAUCCCACGGCACAAACUAAAAAUGGUCUGUCCCUGUAUCAUUAUGCGUGUUACAAAUGUUGAUUUGUUUGCAGUUUUAUUUAGAUGAAUGGAUUUUUCUGUAAUAAUUUCUCCCAGAAGCCCUCCUCAUGAAGGAAGCAUUCAUAUAUAUUUGACUAAAAUAAAUAAAAUCAUUGAAAAGAA